CCCUUCACAUUGGACAGCCUAAUAACUGAGACUUUUGAGCAAGUAUACAGCAAAGCCGCGAUCCGGAAGAACAGAGAAACGAAAACUCGUACUCAUUUCUCCCCUCGCUCCCAUAUCACGCCGCUGCCCUUCUCAAUUCUCAGGCAUCCCCGUCGUCCUCCGCCAUGAUCCGGUUCAUCCUGCUGCAGAACCGGCAGGGGAAGACGCGGCUGGCCAAGUACUACGUCCCGCUCGAGGACUCCGAGAAGCACAAGGUCGAGUACGAGGUGCAUCGGCUCGUGGUCAAUCGGGACCCCAAGUUCACCAACUUUGUCGAGUUCCGCACACACAAAGUUAUCUACAGAAGAUAUGCAGGACUUUUUUUCUCUAUGUGCGUGGACAUCACUGACAAUGAAUUGGCAUACUUGGAAUGUAUCCAUUUGUUUGUCGAGAUAUUGGACCAUUUCUUCAGCAAUGUGUGUGAACUUGAUUUAGUAUUUAACUUCCACAAGGUCUACUUGAUACUGGAUGAGUUCAUUCUUGCUGGAGAGCUUCAAGAAACAAGCAAAAGGGCAAUUAUAGAGAGGAUGGGCGAGCUUGAGAAACUGGAAUGAAAAGAAACAACGGUGUGGUACUGUGGUGUACAUUAGCAUAGGUCUGGAGCUAGUUCUGCCCAAUUGACAAGUUACUUCCAUAUUUUUAACGAUUCUUUACCUGUUGUGCAUCAUCUUUGCUUCACUUAACCUUUCUCAAACUGUGAAUCGGUCGAUGUGGCUUUUUUACGUUUCCUGAGAUUACCGACGGAUUUUUAACUUCAUGUGAGGAUUUUAAUUCCAUGGCAAAGCAAAGGAUCCACUGUCUGAAGUGA
This is a messenger RNA of Sorghum bicolor (sorghum), 847 nucleotides long. RefSeq names its product AP-2 complex subunit sigma. Gene Ontology annotation, cellular component: AP-2 adaptor complex; intracellular membrane-bounded organelle. Bases 165 to 593 code for a protein of 142 amino acids. Gene Ontology annotation, molecular function: clathrin-cargo adaptor activity. Gene Ontology annotation, biological process: protein transport; clathrin-dependent endocytosis. The record is from RefSeq and is a predicted model, not a curated record. NCBI's taxonomy places the organism in Eukaryota, Viridiplantae, Streptophyta, Magnoliopsida, Poales, Poaceae. The transcript is spliced from 6 exons.